Pseudoliparis swirei is the source of this 4249-nucleotide messenger RNA. RefSeq names its product ATPase copper transporting beta (gene atp7b). The record is from RefSeq and is a predicted model, not a curated record. Gene Ontology annotation, biological process: copper ion homeostasis; monoatomic cation transport. Gene Ontology annotation, cellular component: membrane. NCBI's taxonomy places the organism in Eukaryota, Metazoa, Chordata, Actinopteri, Perciformes, Liparidae. Gene Ontology annotation, molecular function: ATP binding; copper ion binding; ATP hydrolysis activity.
UUGCCGGAGUGCGCACGGGCGCUGCGCUGCUUUUUCUCUCCAGGACCAGGACGCAGCGCAUACCCACUGCGGACUUUUGGCCUCCCGACUCUCACAGGUGGUGAAGAAGAGGAGGAAGAAGACCACAGCUACACGGCGUUGGAGCGGCGGGACCAUGUUUUCGCCAAAGUCUCCCAAAAAGGCGCCCACGUGCGUCUCCAAGGCGGCGCGCGGCGCACAGGAGCAGAUCCGCCUGGAGGAGUGCGGCUGCGAGCCGGAGUGCGGCUGCGAGCCGGACUGCGCCUGCAGCGCACACUCGGCCGGCGGCGGGAGGCACUGCGCGAGCGGGUACAAGCCUGCAGCUCCUGUUGAAGAGGUUCAAUGCUCUCAUUGUCCCGCUGCUGUUGGACCGAGGCCAGAUGAGUCGUGCAAGUCACUGAAUCUCAGACCGGUUGAGGAGAAAGUGUCGAGUGAAGAGCAGACGAGUGGCCGAGUACAAGAGAACGGCCUCGGCGUGGCGGACCGAGGCCUCGACAACUUGGCCUACGAGUAUGGGAGUCAGCCGGAGCUCCGCCCUCCUCCGCCCAAAACGACCACGUUCAGACUCCUGGGUCUCGCCCCCGAGCACCGGGCCCGGGACAUCGAGAGCUCCAUCUGCGGCCUGCGCGGCGUCCUCGCCGCCAGCGUGUCUCUACCCGGCGGCUCGGCCCAGGUGGACUACGACGCCGCCGUCGUCACCGCCAGAGACAUCGCCCUGGAGCUCCAGAGGUCGGGGCUCGGCGUGGAGUCGGCGGCACGGCUCUCGGUGGACGGGAUGCACUGCCGGUCCUGCGUGGAGUCCAUCGAGGGGCGGGUCGGGCUUCUCCCCGGGGUGUCGCACAUCCGGGUGUCCCUGCAGGACGCCGCAGCGCUCAUCGCGUACCGGCCUCUUCUCGUGAGCCGGCAGGAGCUGAGGGACGCCGUCGAGGAAAUGGGUUUCGAGGCCCGGUUGGCGGCCGACGACUCGCCGCUGGACUCCGUCGUCACCGUGUGGAUUGUGGGGAUGACGUGCGGCUCCUGCGUGCGGUCCAUAGAAGGGAGGCUCUCUCAGAUGGAGGGGGUGCGGUCCAUCGCCGUGUCGCUGGACGAGGGGAAGGGGACGGUGACCUUUGACCCCAGUUUGACGGCGCCGGAGCGGCUGAGGGCGGCGGUCGAAGACAUGGGCUUCGAGGCGUCGCUGGAAGACAUCAGCCGGCCUCGUGAACCGUCGGGGCCCGUCGGCUCGAUGCCGCCCGCCCUCUCUGACUCGCAACCGGCCAAUCGGACGAGGGUUACCGGCAGCAGCGGAUCGCAGGUCAAAGUUCAGAAGUGCUUCAUCCGGGUGACGGGGAUGACCUGCGCCUCCUGCGUGGCCAACAUCGAGAGGAACCUACUGAAACACGGAGGAAUCGUCGCGGUGUUGGUGUCGCUCAUGGCGGGAAAGGUGGAGGUGAAGUACGAUUCAGGAGUCCUGGACGUGGUGGCGGUGACUCGGCUCAUAGAGGACUUGGGCUUCGGCGCCACGCUAAUGGAGGACAACGCCGUCACACACGGGAAGCUAGACCUCACUAUCACGGGCAUGACGUGCGCGUCGUGCGUGCACGCCAUCGAGUCCAAGCUCACCGCCACCAAAGGGGUCCUCGGGGCUGCCGUCGCCCUGGCCACCAACAGAGCCCAGAUCCAGUUUGACCCGGAGGUGCUGGGAGGUCGAGAUAUCAUCAAGAUCAUUCAGGGUCUCGGCUUCGAGGCCAGUCUGCUGAAGGCGAGCUUCAAAAACAACCUCGACCACACCGAAGAAAUCCGACAGUGGAAGAACUCCUUCCUGCUGUGCCUGGUGUUCGGCCUGCCCGUCAUGGGCCUCAUGGUCUACAUGAUGGUGAUGGACAGUCAGCACCCGGAGCACGGCGGCUCGAUGCCCGAGGAGCAGAACGUGCUGCCGGGCCUCUCCCUCCUCAACCUGGCCUUCUUCCUGCUCUGCACACCUGUGCAGAUCUUCGGAGGCCGAUACUUCUACAUGCAGGCGUACCGCUCGCUGAAGCACCGCACGGCCAACAUGGACGUGCUCAUCGUGCUGGCCACCUCCAUCGCCUACGCCUACUCCUGCGUGGUCCUCGUGGUCGCCAUGGCGGAGCGCGCCGCCCAGAGCCCCGUCACCUUCUUCGACACGCCGCCCAUGCUGUUCGUGUUCAUCUCGUUGGGCCGCUGGCUGGAGCACGUCGCCAAAAGUAAAACCUCCGAGGCGUUGGCCAAAUUGAUGUCACUUCAAGCCACGGAUGCCACGGUGGUCACUUUGGGCCCGGACCACUCCAUCCUCAGCGAGGAGCAGGUGGUGGUGGAGCUGGUGCAGCGGGGCGAUGUCGUGAAGGUCGCUCCGGGGGGAAAGUUCCCCGUGGACGGGCGAGUGAAGGAGGGAAGCUCCAUGGCGGAUGAGUCCUUGAUCACGGGGGAGCCGAUGCCCGUCAGUAAGAAGGUGGGCAGCUUGGUGAUUGCCGGCUCCAUCAACACCCACGGCGCCCUCCUGGUGGAGGCCACGCACGUCGGCGCCGACACCACCCUGUCUCAGAUCGUCAAGCUGGUGGAGGACGCUCAAACCUCCAAGGCUCCCAUCCAGCAGUUUGCAGACCGGCUCAGCGGGUACUUUGUUCCCUUCAUCGUUGCCGUCUCUCUGCUGACGCUCGGCGCCUGGCUGGCCAUCGGGUUCGUCGACUUUGUCAUCGUGAGGGACAACUUCCCGGGCUACAACCAGAACAUCUCCAAGGCGGAGGUUGUGGUCCGCUUCGCCUUCCAGGCCUCCAUCACCGUGCUGUCCAUCGCCUGCCCCUGCUCUCUGGGGCUGGCGACCCCGACGGCGGUCAUGGUGGGCACGGGGGUCGGCGCUCAGAACGGGAUCCUCAUCAAAGGAGGCGCGCCGCUGGAGAUGGCCCACAAGAUCAACGUGGUGAUGUUUGACAAAACUGGGACGAUUACCGGCGUUCCCCGGGUGACCCGCGUGCUGGUGCUGUGGGAGGCGGCCCGCAUGCCCCUGAGGAGGAUCCUGGCCGUGGUGGGCACGGCGGAGGCCAGCAGCGAGCACCCGCUGGGCAUGGCUGUCGCCAAGCACUGCAAAGAGGAGCUGGCCAGCGACCUGCUGGGCUACUGUCAGGACUUCCAGGCCGUGCCCGGCUGUGGGAUCAGCUGCCGGGUCUCCAGCGUGGAGCAUCUGCUGCUGCCGGAGGAGCGCUUCCUGCUGCCGGGAGCCACCACGGACGACAGCAGCAGCCUGGUGUCGGCCGGCGAGGGCGAGGCUGCAGGUGACCUUCCCCUGACCUUCGCUGUCCUCAUUGGGAACAGAGAGUGGAUGAGGAGGAACGGCCACCACAUCGGAGCUGACGUGGACGCCGCCAUGUGCAGCCACGAGACCAAAGGACAGACCGCCAUCUUGGUGGCCAUCGACGGCGUGCUGUGUGCCAUGUUAGCCAUCGCGGACACGGUGAAGGCGGAGUCGGCGUUGGCGGUGUACACGCUCACCAGCAUGGGCAUCGAGGUGGUGAUGAUAACGGGAGACAACCGGCGCACUGCGAACGCCAUCGCUGCACAGGUGGGCAUCAGGAAGGUGUACGCCGAGGUGCUGCCUUCGCACAAGGUGGCGAAGGUGCAGGAGCUGCAGGACCGAGGCCGGCGGGUGGCCAUGGUGGGGGACGGCGUCAACGACUCGCCCGCCCUCGCCUUGGCGGACGUCGGCAUCGCCAUUGGUACCGGCACCGAUGUGGCCAUCGAGGCGGCCGACAUCGUUCUCAUUCGAAACAACCUGCUGGACGUGGUGGCGAGCGUGGAGCUGUCCAAGAAGACGGUGCGCCGCAUCAGGACCAACUUUGUGUUUGCCCUCAUCUACAACCUGGUGGGGAUCCCCAUCGCUGCAGGUGUGUUCAUGCCAGUCGGCUUGGUGCUCCAGCCCUGGAUGGCCUCUGCUGCAAUGGCAGCCUCCUCUGUCUCAGUGGUCCUGUCAUCUCUCAUGCUGAAAAUGUACAAGAAGACCUCGGUGGAGGUGUAUGAGGCACGAGCUCUGGGCCACAUGAGGAGCCUCCGGUUGUCACAGAUCAGCACGCAUGCAGGUCUGGAGGAUGAGCACCAAAGCUCUGCUGUCCAGGGGAGGGACCGCUACGCCCUCCUGGAGGACCGCAACAUGGUGUGAAGGACUGAGACCAAGAGUAUUUCUAUGUAUUUAUGUAAGAAGAGAUUUUGAUUGCACUGUAAUAAAUAAUGUAAGACCAUG